AUGUUGAUGCUUUGGGUGUUACUGGCACUUCUGGCUCGAGCACAUGCGCAGUUGCGCUACACGGUGCCAGAGGAGCAGGAGCGUGGCACGGUGGUGGGUAACGUGGCCGAGGACCUAGGGUUAGACGUCACCAAGCUGUCCGCGCGUCGCUUCCAGACGGUGCCGGUGCCGAGCUCGCCACGCUCCUCUCCGCCCCCCGCGCUGCUCGAGGUGGACCUGGAGAGCGGCACGCUGGUGGUGCGUGAACGCGUGGACCGAGAGGAUCUGUGCGGCAGGAGUACUCCGUGCCUCUUACACCUGGAGAUGUUCCUCGAGGACCCGCUCGAGCUUUUCCGUGUGGAGACAGAGGUGCUGGAUGUGAAUGACAACGCGCCGCGUUUUCCACGCUCCGACAUCGCCGUAGAGAUCAGCGAGAGCGCCACACCUGGAACGCGCUUUCCCGUGGACGGUGCCUUCGAUCCUGAUGUGGGCACGAACUCUCUGAGCGCAUACGCCAUCACAAGCAACGAGCACUUUCGCCUGGACGUCCAGACACAGGGUGACGGGAGCCGGUAUGCUGAACUUGUGCUGGAAAAACCGUUGGAUCGCGAGAAGCAGGCGGUGCACCGUUACGUGCUUACGGCCGUGGACGGAGGACAGCCUCAGCGGACUGGAACCGCACUGCUGGUGGUUACUGUGCUGGAUUCUAAUGACAACCCACCCAUCUUCGACCAGUCCGUCUACUCGGUCACGCUGCGUGAGAACUCCCCCGUGGGCACACUCGUCAUCCAACUAAACGCCACCGAUGCAGACGAGGGCACUAACGGGGAGGUGGUGUACACGCUUAGCAGUCAUAACCCGCCACGUGUACGCGAACUGUUUGCUGUUGAUGCGCGCACAGGCCGUGUGGAAAUUGUUGGGGAGGUGGAUUACGAGGAGAGCAGCACGCACCAGAUUCACGUCCAGGCCCGAGACAUGGGGCCAAAUGCGGUCCCAGCGCACUGUAAGGUCUUACUCAAGCUCGUGGAUGUAAAUGAUAACUCGCCUGAGAUCGGUUUCAGCACUGUGACGGAGUCCGUUAGCGAACGCGCGACUCCUGGCACCGUAGUCGCCAUGCUUAGUGUCUCUGACAGAGACUCGGGUGAAAAUGGGCGUGUUACCUGUGAGCUUCUUGGUGGAGGAAAGGGUGAGGAAGCUCCGCCCUUCAAGCUCAAGCCUUCCUCCUUAAAAAACUACUACACCGUGGUGACAGACGGAGCGCUGGACCGCGAGCAGGUGGAGUCGUACACGCUUACAGUGGUCGCACGAGAUAAUGGCACGCCACCGCUGACCACCAGCAAGUCCAUCCGUGUACGUGUAGCAGAUGAGAAUGACAAUGCGCCACGUUUCGCACAGGCCAUUUACGAGGUGCACGUGACUGAGAACAACGUGCCUGGUGCAUACAUCUAUGCUGUUACUGCAACAGAUGUGGACUUUGGUGAGAACGCGCGUGUAACUUACUCUAUAGAGGAGCGUGAGAUCCAGGGCAUGUCUGUGCUGACGUACGUAUCCAUCAACGCAGAAAAUGGCUAUGUGUAUGCACUGCGCAGCUUCGAUCACGAGCAAAUCAGGGAGUUUAGCUUCACAGCAUGUGCAACAGACUGCGGUGCCCCAGAGCUCACAGCAAAUGCCACCGUGCGGGUGAUUGUAGUGGACCAGAACGACAACGCACCGUCUGUGAUCGCGCCACUGGGUAAAAAUGGUACAGCAGCCCGCGCCCCUUUGCCCCGGUCAGCGGAGCCAGGAUACCUGGUGACACGGGUGAUCUCCACCGACGCGGACGACGGUGAAAACGCACGUCUCUCGUACAGCAUUGCACACGGAAACGACCUGGGCCUGUUCCGUAUGGAUUGGAGGAGCGGUGAACUUAGAACUGCACGCCGGGUGACUGGCGGGAAACGGGACUCGGUGCUGCAGUCCCAGUCACAUCCUCGUACCUAUGAGCUACUGAUCGAGGUGAGGGACCACGGGCAGCCACCGCUCUCCUGCUCUGCCCGCAUCGAUGUGGUCCUCGUGGAUGGUGCUGCAGUGACCCUCGACGAGGAAGGAGGGGAGAAGGAGGGCAGAGGAGCACGCGGCGGGGCCCGAGGUUCGUCUAGUUCUGACGAGGGAGCACCAGAGAUGACGCUUGUUCUCCUUGUGGCGCUCGGUUCCGUGUCGUCCGUAUUUCUCCUCGCCAUGAUCGUGCUGGCUGUGCGCUGCCGCCGGAAGGACAAAAAAUUCACCGCAUUUACCUGCGUGACAGGAGAGUGCUGCUCCUGCUGUGGCUCAUGCUGUGGCCGACGGCCACGUGGACGGCAGAAGAAACUCACCAAGUCGGAUAUUGUGCUAGUGCAGAGCAAAACUUCAGCGCAGGUUCCCGUGGAGGAAUCCGGCACUGGGGGCAGCGGGACAUUCGGCACACACCUCCAUCAACACCAUCACCACUGCUACCAGGUGUGCCUCACACGUGAGUCUGCCAACACCACUGACCUGAUGUUCCUGCAGCCGUGUUGCAGCCCGUCACGCAGCACCACAGACACGGAGCACAGCAGCACUGCCCGAGGAGCCGCCGCUGUUCUUCUGACUGACCAGCAACCAGACAUCAUCUCCAACGGCAGCGUCUUGUCUGGAGAGAUUAAACAUCAGAGGACAGAACUCAGUUACCUUGACAGACCUCGUCGUGUUAACAGUUCUGUCUUUCAGGAGGACAUAGUGAGCUCUAAAGACAGUGGUCAUGGAGACAGCGAGCAGGGAGACAGCGACCACGACGCCACAAACCGUCUGCACUCCUCUGACCUGUUCUCUAACUGUACAGAUGAGUGUAAAGCUCUAGGACACUCGGACCGUUGCUGGAUGCCCUCGUUUGUCCCUGGUGACGGUCGCCAUGGUGCUGAUUACCGUAGCAACCUCCACGUCCCGGGGAUGGACGCAGUGAUGGACGGAGAGGUAGACACGAGCGCAUCCACCGAGGACGAUCCGUCUUUCUCCACAUUUGGGAAAGACAGAUCACACCAUCACGGCACACACACGUCUCACACACACUCCUAUCUGUCGCGUAAGAGGGUUUCCUAGCACGUUCUGCACAGACGUGGCAUCAGAGACAUAGUGAGGAGCGGCGGAGCGGCGCGGCCCGACACCUCCAGACGUCUGUGAACCUGUUGAUUUUCGUUCUGCUCCUGUGUGUUUUUUAUUUCUCACACUGAAACGCUGGACUGAAAGCGUUCUCAGCAGGACUGAGGGAUAAACGCUUCUGAAAAUACAGCAGGACAAAAGGACACGAGGACAGAGCGAAUAAAGGACGAGAGGAACCAGGAGCGAGGAUUGAGAAAGAUGGACCAAAAGAAAAGAUACACGAACUGAUACAUGAACAGUUUUACUCUUGCUGACUUUCUCCCGGACCACAAAGUGACUAAUCUGAGCCCUUUAGCUGUCUCACUCUCUCUCUCUCUCUCUCUCUCACACACACACACACAUCCACCCACACACACACACACACACACACACAUACAGCUUUGUAUAAAGUGAAGCCCCCAAAGACCUUCCCACCCCCUUACCCCGUGUUCUCUCUCUCUCUCUCUAUUCAUAGAGAGACACAGUGAUGGUUAUAGACCAGUGUUCCAGUUGGAACGCUGACCGUCUCCUGGUGCCUUCAGGAUCCGACCUGACAGUUUAAUCUGCUUGGGUUUUGUACUCGUUCCCCCUCGGGGUGUGUCGGAGCCUCGGCACUGGAAUCAGACACAGCAGUCUUACGCUGCAUUCUGCUUCGUGUUUUACGGCGGUUGGCAUCCAGAAAGCAGGAGGCAUCACCGCCAAAUUCUGCCCUGCACCGUUAUCACUCACGCUAACGAGGCAAUACUCAUGGAAAUACUCAUUAAACUCCUGUGAGUCUAUGGGAUGGGAAGUGGACAUGGGUACCCACAUCCACCUGUCCUCCUCUGACACGCCCACCUGCCCCGCUCUGACACGCCCACCUGCGCCGCUCUGACACGCCCACCUGU
Messenger RNA from Clarias gariepinus (North African catfish), 3998 nucleotides. It is a transcript of the gene pcdh10a, whose product is annotated as protocadherin 10a. The record is from RefSeq and is a predicted model, not a curated record. The transcript is spliced from 5 exons. Gene Ontology annotation, biological process: homophilic cell-cell adhesion. Gene Ontology annotation, cellular component: plasma membrane. Lineage: Eukaryota; Metazoa; Chordata; Actinopteri; Siluriformes; Clariidae. Gene Ontology annotation, molecular function: calcium ion binding. Bases 1 to 3072 code for a protein of 1023 amino acids.